GGGAUAUCUGCCAGAUGAGCAAAAUGAUGUUGAAUGUAAAGGUAUGCAUAUAAUCGGUCCUUAUUAAAUUUUAUAAAACUUUAUAGAUGAGUUAGACCUUUUUUUUAAAAAAAAAAGCUGAACAAAUAAAUUUUAUUUUAAAAGUAGGUUCUAUAAAUGAACUGACUUGUUCAAAUUUUUAGGCCCUCAAAACUGAUACUCAAGCUAUAAAUUAAUUUUCCUAACACCUCAAAUAUGAUUCUAUACACACACAAAAAUUAGACACAGAGGCUCAUAUAUCAAUAAUAAAUUUAUUGAUUGUGCUAAAUAGAUAAAUAAUCUGAAAUAAAAAAAUACAUAUUUUCUCUUAAAAUUACCUAUUUGAUGUUAGAAAUAAUUUUUUUAAAUGACUUAUCUUCACAGAUAUUGAUGAAUGUAAACUUGAUAGCAUGCCAUGCAGCCAGGGUUGUAACAAUACUGAAGGAUCCUUCAAUUGUUACUGUUACCCUGGUUACAUGAUCGAGUCCGACAGAGUUUCUUGUAAAGGUAUCUAUUGCUUUACAUUAAUAUCUCCUUAAUUAUUUUAAUUUGAUGUAAAAUUAAUGUGCAACUUUAGGCCUUCUGGUGUUAUUGGGGAGGAAAGUGUAAUUUUUUAUGAAUUCUGACAUUUUUAAUGAGUUAUUUUACAGAUUGACUAAAAAUUGACUCAUCACAAGCCUAGUUAGUAACGAUUUAUGUUUGGUUAGGUUAAGCAGUUAAGAUUAUAGUUAAUAUCAUUUUGCAUUUCAGCUUGCGAAAUUCCCUUUUAUGGAGAUAACUGCAAACAAACCUGUGACUGUAAUGGCAGAGGAUCAUGUAACACAGUGAAAGGAUGUGUUUGUGAUGUCAACUGGACAGGGGUCAACUGUGACAUAGAUGUUGAUGAAUGUGCCUUAACAGAUGCCUGUCCUGAAGGGCAACUUUGUGAGAACACAAAUGGAUCAUUUACUUGUUCUUGUCCAAUAGGCUAUAACAUGGAAGGAGGUGUCUGCAAAGGUGUGUAGCUUUAAUAGCAAUUUAUUUUAUAAUUAAAUGAAAGAUUGAUUUAUUUUAACAGUGAAAAUUAAAAAGAAUUAGGUAAUUUAAGAAGUUUUUCAAUUUUGUGAAAAAAGCAAGAAUAUAUAAUUAUUAUUUUAUAUAUUUUAUUCAAUCCAAUAAUUUCUUUACUCAACUUUUUUUAAAAGUUCAAACUACUAAAUUUACAUUAUUUAUAUAUAUAAAUGAUACAAUCAAAGUAUCCAUAUUAAACAAUGUGGAAGAAGCAACAAUUUUAACUAAGAACAUAACAACAGGCUUUUUUUAUCCGUAUUGUUUUAAAAAAGUUCAUUGUUGAACAUUAAAUAGUCUUUAAUUUUGAAACUGCAUGUUUGCAUAAUAUCUAAAUCUCUCUGUAGAUGUUGAUGAGUGUUUUAGCCUUCUCAUCAAUGAGACAUGUAACUUACAAACAGAAGUUUGUAUCAACACUGUUGGUAGUUACAGGUGUGAGUGUAAACAUGGCUACGCCAGAGAUAACAAAUUUAUGUGUCAAGGUUAGUGUUUGAAUGGAAUAAAACUAAAUUUAUUUAAAAUCAAAUUCCAGUCAGAAGAGGGUCAUAAGUUUUCUAAAUUUUAAUUAUAUUAUUUGGCAAUGCAAAUUAAAUGAAGCUUUGGAAUUAAAAAAAUGAAUACUAGCUUCAACAAUAGAUUAUUAAAGUAAAAGUUACUUAUACAGGAUAAUACAUAAGGGACAGUGUUCAAUCCGUGAGAAGGAAAUAAUGGAACAAGAUAAGUUUAGGUUUCAAACGAAAAGACAGGUCUAUUAAAUGGAUGUUUUGGCUAGAUGCCUUUUUCAGCAGACAAUAUCAGAAAAGUAAAAAUAUAAAAUUAGAAAACAUAAAAAUCUUAUCUGAUAGAGGUAGCUCUAUUUUUUUUAACUCAAUUAUAAAGAUAUUCAAAUGUAAUACAUUAAAAAUUAUUUGAUGAAAAAAAAAAUAAUAUGUAAACAUUAGGGUACAUGGUGAUUAAAAUAUUUUGUAUAUGAAGACAAAUUUAAUUCAUUUGCUUUAUAUUUUAGGAUUAUUAAUAUUAAAAAACUUUUCUAAAGAUAUGGUUGUCUUUUAACUUUAAAGUUUAUUUCCCAAAAUUUAAUUCAUUAUUGAUACGUUUUUCUAAAAAAAAAACCCACUAAACAUUUUGACAUUAAAAAUUCUAUUUUCAGACAAUCACCAAUUGUAUUGGGGAUUGAAAAAUCAUUUAUUAUAGCCUCUUAACUCAUUUUCCAUAACUACAGAUGUUGAUGAAUGCACCCAACAAAUUGACAGUUGUCAACAUUUAUGUCAUAAUGUUGGUGGAGGCUACAACUGUGAAUGUGAGGCUGGCUACCGCCUGGCUGACAACAGACAAAACUGUAUUAAUGGUAAGUCUAAACAUUUUAUGACACAUAUUUUAUCAUUCGCAUGAAAUACUUAGUAAACAUAUUAAUUUAUAAGUAAUGGUUUGAAGAUGGUUACUUUACCACAUUGAAAAUGUCUAGGUUAUAUAAUUCCUUAAAAUAUUCUAUUAUGAUAUAUGUAUCAAAUAUUAUUUUUUCAGAAAGCAAUUAUAAUAUUUAUUUUUUGCAACACAACUGCAAUAAUAUGACAUAAUGUUUUACAGUCCAAGACCUUUGUAAAGCAUCCAACAUGAAUUGUACAAAUGGAUGUACUUUGGAUGAUGAGGAUAAACCAUUCUGUAUUUGUCCACGUGGAUAUAACAGCUUAGUUGAAAAUGGAUAUGUAACCUGUGUGGGUAAGUACAUUUUUACUGCUUUAUUCAAAAUUAUAUAAUAUAAACUCAAUAAAAGCAAUUGCAGAUUCCUGAUGGUGCUUUAGUUUUAAAGAAUCCAAAGUAAAAAAAAUUUGAAAUUUUAUACAGUUAAAUUUUGAAAGAAGUUCAUCAUCAUCAUCAUGUCCCUUAGUCCUUGGACCGUUGGGGUGCCACAGAUGACAUGUGAACUAUCCUCAUCCAUUUGUCUCUGUCUUCUGCACUGCACAGAGCAUCGCCCAGUGUCAGUCCUGUCCACUCUUUGAUGUUAUCCUCCCAUCUUUUUCUUUGUCUUCCUCUUCUUCUCCCUCCUCCUGUGGUGCCCUGCAAUAUUUCUUUGGCAAGCCCUUGAUUCCUUGUUACAUGGCCGUACCAUUGUAGUUUGCAUUUUUCACAGUCACCAGUAGGUCAUCGUCCUCCCCAAUUGCCAGACAAACCCUUUCUUUCGCUGUAUCAUUGGAGAUAUGGUCCCUAUAGCAUAUGCCAAAAAUGCUUCUGAAGCAUCUCAUCUCCAUUGCCUUUAUUUUCAUUUCAAGAUCGGCUGUUAAUGUCCAGGAUUCGCAGGCAUACAGAAAAAUGGAAAGUAAUAUAAAGAAAAAAAAUUAAAGAAAAACCUUUUGGAAAAUAUAUUUUUAAAUCAUUUUUUGUUACAAGUUUGUGAUAGCUAUUGUCAAAAAAUGGUGUUUUUCAUUACAAGAUUGCAAUAUUAACAUUUUUUGAAGCGUUUUUUUUUUAUUGAAGGGCAAACCAAAACAAAAAUAAUAUUUACAUUUUGAAAAUGUAGCUUUCUCAAUAAAUAAAUAUUAAAGCAAGAAUUUUUCAGAAAAAUUGAAUAACAAUUUUUGCAGCAUUAUCAAUUUCUGGAGUAGGCCUAUUUGUGGCGGAUAGUCAACUAGGAGUAGGUCCCCUCCGUUUGGCCGCAGAAACAAUUUCAGACUCUAGAACUCUGUUGCUUUCCCCUGGCCCUAAAAGGCUGAUGUGAAGUAAACAAAUUCAAAUUUAAAAAAAUCACGAGAUGGUUUGAUUAAUCAGUAUUCUUUAAUUAUUUAUGUACUGUGUUAAACACACUCCACACCAUAAUGACAGACCAGUAACAAUGGCGUUCACGGCAGAAGAAAGGAAACUCCUGUUCUCCAUACAAAGAUAUACUCAGCUCAACAAUCUAAUAGCUCACUCCUUAAAAAAAAAAGUCCUCCUUGUUGCUCACACUACUUUUCAAUGUGUGUUUUUUUCAACACACGCCACAGUUAUAAGUAAAAGCUCAUACGUCAUUCAUGUCUGAAUACAAUUGUUGGGAUAUAAGUGGAAGUAACUAAAGAAAAAACUAUUGCUCACUCAUACAGCACCAAAAUUAGACACAGUAUGGCAUCACUUGAUCUGACUAUGACACCAUGCUUCAUGCAAAAUCAUAUCAAUCAUAUUUUUGUUUCCUAUUUUAACAGAUAUUAAUGAGUGCGCCUCAGCUGAGAAUAACAGCUGUUCAUACAAACCUGGAUGUAAUAACACAGAUGGUGGCUACAUUUGUUCUUGUCCUGCUGGUUCUAAGCUCGAUAACAAUGGUCGAAAUUGUCUAGGUUAGUAUUAUUUAUGCUUGACUUCUCUGCUCUUUCUUAAACUCGAUUUAUAUUUCUCCCUAAAAAGUUUUGUCUUGUAAAAUAAACAUUAACAAUAAAAGACAAAGUAUAGACAUUUUGAAAUUUUAAUGAUAAUCAUAAUGAAUUAUAACUCUAAUUUUAUUUUUCAAGUUACAAUAGGCAAUAUUUGUUUUAUUUUUCUCUAAGCAUGUUCUGGAGACACAUGGAGUGUUGGAUGUUCCCAUAGCUGUACCUGUGGAAUAGGAGCUGAGAGAUGUGAUCCUGUCAAGGGUUGUGUAUGUAAGUCUGGAUAUACAGGUCAGUUUGAAAAGAUUCUAAUAAUUUUAUUUAGUUUCUUGUUACUAGUUUAUAAUUUGUAUUUGAAUGCUCUAGCCAAUUUAAAAAUUUUUAUCUGGAAACUCAAAAACUACAUUUAACAUUCUUAACAUCAAUCAGGAGAUAACUGCAACAUUGACAUCAAUGAAUGCACUAGUGGAGCUUUGACCUGUAAGGAGAGGGAAGUUUGUAUCAACUUACAUGGGAGUGCCAAAUGUGAAUGUCAGUCUGGUUAUGAGUACGAUGAUUUUGGUCACUGUCUUGGUAGGUUUUUUGCUUUUGUUCCCUUACCUAUUAGAACUAGUAGUUAAAUUAUAAUUACUUUAACUAUUUCAACACAGAAAUAUUUUAAUUCUUAACUUGUCUCUUUCUCAGAUAUCAAUGAGUGCUCUAAAAACAAUGACUGUUCUCAAAUAUGCACAAACACAGAAGGUUCUUAUAGUUGUUCAUGCUACAUUGGUUUUACUUUCAACAGCACUAGCAAUACUUGUCUAGGUAAUGUGUUUUUUUUUUCCAUUUUAACUAUUGAACUAAUAUUAUUUCAAAUUUAUAAUAUUAUUUUUCUCUAAAUUUUUUAUAUAAUUCUUUCAAUUUUUUGUCAAUUUAGUGUGAAAUAUCUUUUUAAAAUACAUUGUUUUGUCUUCUUAUAAAAUAAUUUAAUAAAGUAUAAUGUUUCACUUAUUAAGCUAAUUGCUAUAUAUAUAUAAUUAUAUAUAUAUAUAAAUAUAUAUAUAUAUAUAUAUGAAAAUUUAAAAUAGUUGGUAGGCCUAUUUGUUCCUUGCCAGAAGUGAACCUAUGGAAGUUUACACUUUUCCCUAAUAUGCAAAUGAUCUUUAUUAUUCAUGGCAGUAAUAGUAAUAAUAAUAAUAAUCAAAAAAUAUUAAAAGUUAGCAUAGGUGGUUGCAAUCUUGUUUUAGUGAUUAUAAGGAAAAACAUGCAAUAAUUAUUACAAAUGUAAAAUUGAUAUAAAAUGAAAUUUACAUAAAAGAUAUUUAAAUAGAACUACUCAUCUUAUUAAUGUGUUUUCAUAUUCAUCUAAACUGAAUUUUGUAAGUAUUUUGAAAUUUGAAAAUUUAAAAUUAUAAAAUAUUGACUUUAAAAAAUAUAUUAUUUUCAUUUGCAAAUUAUUUCUUUCUUUCCAUUUUUUAAUAGUCUAAAUACACAAAUUUUGUAAUCCAUCUUUGUUGUUAAUAACUAUGUUUGUUUACAAAGGCAAUUUAAAGUAGUUUCAAAUAAAAAAAAUAAUUUGUGAUGGAACUUUAAAAAAAUAUGCAACUCUUCAAUAAAUAUUUUAAAUAACACAGGGCUGAGGCUUUCAUCUAUUUGGCAAUACAUGUUUGUUUCCAUUGUAAUAUUAGACCACUAAAAUAUUUAUAUCGUUUUCAUUUUAUUUAAUGGAAUAAGUCUAAGUUUGUUUAAACAUUAUUUCAUGAGAAUAAAAUUAAAUAACAAAACAUUAAAUUAGGUAUCAUAUAAGAAACUCUGUGUUUAUCUUGAAGCAGCUCAUAUUCUUGACAUUCAUAAAGAUUAAAUAGUGAUGUAAGACAAAACGAAUAUAUUCAUAACUUAAAAGUCAACCCCUUAUUUAAAACAUGACUUUUUUAUAUUUAUUCUUAACAGACAUGGAUGAAUGCCAAUUAGGGAAACAUCAAUGUGACCAAAUCUGCACUAACACUGAUGGAAGCUAUCGUUGUUCAUGUACAGAUGAACUUGUCCUACAACUGGAUGGCGUUUCAUGUGGAGGUUAUUUUUAUUCUGUUUUACAUAAUGGUCUAAUUUUGGGUGCAAGUUCAAGUUUCACUAAGGAAGCUUAUUUACUUUUGGAGUUUGCCUUGAUUAUUUCCCUUUUGAGUAACUAACCAUUGUUAAUAAAAUGAUAAUAUGACAGGCACCUAAACAGGUUAAGAUUUGUGUAGUACAGAUGUGUAAGAAAGAAAAAUCCACAUUAUUUUAAUAGCUUUUCAUUCCUGAUUCAAUUAAUUCAUAAACUAUUGUUUGGCCUGUGAAUUAAAUAAAUAAUUACUAUUUGGGAUUUUCUAUGGGAAAUAAAAUGAUUUAUUGCUUUACAACAUGAAAUUUAUUACUUUUAUUUUUCCUAAUUUAAGUAAAAAGGAUAACAUAAUUUAAUAUUAUAAUUAUAUAAAUUAUUAUAUCUAUAUUUAUGAUAGUUUUUAUAAAAAGCUUACUUUAUAGUUUGUAUCACUCUUACUAACAUUAGCAUUUCAGACUGCUUAGUUUUCCUGUGUUUCAUUAGGUAGUUUUAUUUACUGUAAAUAUCAUACUCUUGUACUAAAUUUUAGACCUCACAUCUAAAUUUUGUAUUUUUGAAAUUAAAAAUUGAUAGUCUGUUUAAAAUAGCAGUAACGUUAGUACACUCUAAGCAAAAUGACAUAUUAUAUAUGAACAUAGAUUUAUGAAAAAUUGUAUCUAUUUAUUUUUUAGCCUAUUCAAAUAUUUUUUGCCAUUUAAAGUAGGCAUGAAAUUUCUUAAUAUAAUUAUUUAAUUUAUGAAAUCAAAGUCAUGUUUCUAUUUUUUUUCUCAGCUGAAAAUCCAUGUACAUCAAUCUUGUGCUCUGAAAAAUGUGCCAACAUUAAAGGCCUUGACACAUGUUUAUGUGGGAAAGGAAAAACACUAGCAAAGGACAACACUUCAUGUGAUGGUAAAUGGCUUUUAAAAUGUUGGAUUAAGUGGUGGGAAAAGUCAGAUCAAAGAAAAUAAACUGAAUGUUCACUUAAUUAGUUUUACACCAUUUUAUUUUGAUUCUCAUGUGGUACAUUAUGAUAUUUAAACAAAAUGUUGCUAUUUCCUGGAGAUAAAACUUAGUCGCUUAAGCAAUGCUCUAAAUAUAAUUUUAGAAAACUGACAUAAUAUAACUUUUAUAUACAUGUUUAAGUGUUGUACCAUAUUUAAUAAAAAUUCAAUGUAACUGUUAUUGUAGAUACAUUUUUAAAAGAAAAUUACCUUAAAAAUUUUUUAGUGCACUGUAUUAGCUCAUUACUAAAUCUUGCCAUCCGUCAGUAGGCAAGGGGCCUUAAGUGUUACUUUGAAAAUAUUCAAAGAGAAUAAUUUUGUUUGAACAAUUUACAUUUAAAUAUCGCUGCUCACCUAUUUACAAUUUUUAUUAUCUUAGAUAAACAGUUGCUUAGAUGUGAAAAUAAUAUAGAAAAUCACUUUUACAAAAUUACAUGUAGACUUGGAUUUGUGCAAGAUAACCCCAUGUUCUGAAGGAUGCGUUGAAACAAAGGAAAAUAAAACUUAUGAAUGUACUUGCAAUUUUGGUAAAUACUUGGCAAUGGAUGGAAUCACCUGUACAGGUAAAAGAAGAUCACUAAAUCCUUAAUAAUGCAUGAUUUCUUUUCCUUUUUUUUUCAUAUUUAUAAAAAAUGCAAAAAUAAGUUAAUUAUAAUGUUAAAGCCUGCCAAUGGAAAAAAAGCUAUCAAACCCCAAUAUUUUAUUUAGCUUAUAGGAUGUAAUUUAGUUUAAAGAGGUCAAGAUGUUAAAAUGUAUAGAUUAUUUCCAAGUAAAUGUAUUUAUUGUCUUCCUUUACUUAAUGCAAAUAUAUAAUUAAUCACCUAAAUAUAAUUUCAAUAUAGAGUGCAUUCAUGGAAAAUAUGGUAUGAACUGCAACAAAAUUUGCACCUGCCAAAUGUCAAAUACCAAAACUUGUGAUACAGUCAAUGGAUCUUGCAGUUGUCUCCCUGGCUGGAAGGGAGAGAACUGUACAAUUGAUGUCAAUGAAUG
Molecule: messenger RNA, 8450 nt
Organism: Lymnaea stagnalis (great pond snail)
Lineage: Eukaryota; Metazoa; Mollusca; Gastropoda; Lymnaeidae
Source: the annotation of a GenBank genome assembly